This is a messenger RNA of Cyanistes caeruleus (blue tit), 2734 nucleotides long. RefSeq names its product adhesion G protein-coupled receptor G3 (gene ADGRG3). Gene Ontology annotation, cellular component: plasma membrane. Gene Ontology annotation, biological process: adenylate cyclase-activating G protein-coupled receptor signaling pathway; cell surface receptor signaling pathway. The record is from RefSeq and is a predicted model, not a curated record. Gene Ontology annotation, molecular function: G protein-coupled receptor activity. Lineage: Eukaryota; Metazoa; Chordata; Aves; Passeriformes; Paridae.
CAGGAUUGUUCCUUUAAAACCUGCCAGACUCUCCUGCCUUCUCUUCCCCUUUCCCUCUGGAUAGAGGGAGAGCUGACCCUAGAGGUUUGUGUUUCCCCCCUUUCUCCGUGUACUCCUCUUCCAGAUGUUGCCAGAGGAAAGGACAGCUGUUCCAACCUGGAUCGGGGUGAUGAGCACCGUGAGUGCUGCAAGACGAUGGAGGAGCAGCCAGGCACCAGCACCCGCAUCCCCCACUUGUCCCAGCACUGCCCGGAGCUGUGGCACUCUGAGAGCCGCGCCUGUGCCUGCCUGAGGGAGCGCUGGUUCAGGCUGCUGCAGUCGGGGCUGGCGGGGCUCAAGACGCUGCUCCUGAAUGUCAGCAGGGCUGUCACCCGUGAUGUCCUCAUCACCUUCUCCCCCACAGCGGUGAGAUGUGCCCCUCCCUCUCCCUUGCUUGGAAGGCUCCACACCUUCCAAGCGUCCUUCAGCUCCUGCCCCAGGGCUUGGUGUGCCCUGCUGUGCCCUUCCUCCUCCCCUCUGGAUGUCCCAGGGGACCAUGUGUGGGUGAUGGAGGGUAGAGAAUCUGCUAGUUCCCACUCCAAGCUCUGCCCCCAUAGAUGCUGGCUGCUGGGGAUGAGGUUCUUCCCUUCUGCCCUCAGGGCUCCUGCUGAUGUUGCUGAGCCAACCCACCUGGGCAAGGCUGAAUUUGUGCCUGGAGCAAGAUUGGUGAGUUCUGAACAGAAAUGUGACCUGGCAGCAACAACCUCUCACUCUUCUUCUCUGCUGCAGGGCCCCAGCAGGCUGAACACCACAGAGAAAGGGAAGACAGGGAAAAUCCACCUCCCCAGGGAGAUAUUCCGGUCCCUGAGUAGCCAAACAGUGCGUGUGGUGGUGACAGUCCUCAAUAUCCAGCAGCUUGGCAUGUUCAAGGAAGUCAACCAGACAGCACAGGUCUUGGACAACACCGUGGUGGGCAUCACAGUGGGGGAGAGCAGCAUCUCGGGGCUGCAGGACCCUGUGCAGCUCACGUUCACCCACGGGGAGCUGCCCCAAGGUGUCACCCCACAGUGCGUCUUCUGGGAUGCCAGCAAAGGGCGGGCAGGGGGCUGGGGCAGCAGUGGAUGUGUCACACAGCCCGGGGACAAGAGGACAGUCUGCUCCUGUGACCAUCUCACCUUCUUCACCCUCCUCCUGAACCCAGCUCUGGAUGGCUCCACAGCAAAAGCUUUGAUGGCUGUUGCCACCGCUGGCUGUGCAGUAGCCAUGGCUUUCUCCAUCUUCACCAUGGCCUUCUGCAUCUUCAUAAGGUACAGGUUCAGGUUUGAGGAGACCGUGCGCAUCAACCUGGGGCUGCACGUGAACCUCGUGGGCAGCCUGUUCCUCCUCAACCUGGCCUUCCUGCUCAACACUGGGCUCUCAGGCAGGACCCACCCAAGCAGCUGCAGGGUCCUGGGGGGGGUCACCCACUACUGCCUGCUCUGCUGCUUCACCUGGACGGCGCUGGAGGGCUGUCAGCUCUACCUGCUCUUUGUCAAGGUCCUCGGCACCUACAUCCCCCGGUACCUGGCAAAGCUGAGCCUGCUUGGCUGGGGCCUCCCUGUUCUCGUGGUGGGAGUGGCAGGAGUUAUUGGCACCUAUGGAGAAUACAGCAUCCAGACCACGGACCAGCAGGUCGUAGCCCACCUGUGCUGGAUCACUUCCAAACAUCUUCUGGUCCAUUACAUCACCAACUGUGGCUACUUUGGCCUCAUCUUCCUCUUUAACAUGGCUGUCUUCGGGGUGGUGACCCAGAAGAGCUGCAGCUUGCAGGGCACCGGGGCAGUGCAGGGAUACCAUAAGCCCUGGAAGGUGGCUCUGGUGGCAGCAGGGCUCUUCUGCCUGCUGGGAGCCACUUGGGCCCUGGCAUUCCUCACCUAUGGCAUCUCCUCCACACCUGUGCUCUACCUCUUCACCGUCCUCAACUCUCUCCAAGGAAUAUUCAUAUUCAUCUGGUUGGUUGUCCUCUACUACCCAAAGACAAAGCAGGCCACUGGUUCCCUCUCCAACAUCAUCAGACAUGACAAAACCACCACAGCCUCCCAGGACUAGCUCCUGGCUGGGCCUCUCUUCCUGCCUGCUCCUGCAUCCACUGAGAGCAAUCUUUCAUCCUGGCAGAUGCAGCUUCCUCACUGAGGGAGACAUCAGUUAACCAUGCCUCAGUUUACCUUUCAGUGGGCAUGAUCCACCUCAGCAGAGCUCUUUGCUUUGUCCCUUUCAUUCCUGGUGGGCUGCCCUGGGCAUGGAGCUCCAGAGAUGAUGCUUCUGCAAAGCCCCUCCAGGCUGCAGUUCCAUGGUCUUGAGGUGCCCCUGAUCUCAUUCCCCAGGGGACAAGGAGGAAGCCCACAAAGCACCUGCCUUCACCAUGAUGGAGCCAACCCCCCCUGCUAGAGCUGGCUUUUGGUGCUGAACCAGCCUGGCAGUGAAUUUCCUGCCACUGGAGGGAGAGGAUUGACUUGCUCCAGCCCAGAUGGGGGAGGUUUUGCGUCUGGAAAUCAGCAAAAAGAAGAGGAAACCCAUGAGCUUCUUUGCAAAACAUCUCCUUGCUCUCUGGCAGAGAUCUGCUGCAUGUUCUUCCUGCAAAACAGCCUCUGGGGUCAGCAGCAAUUCCCUCAUGGACAUUGUUCUCUAGCCAAAAUGCACAUACAGCUGCCUUGCAGGGCAACUGCUGUCCUCUCCUGAUCUGUGUUUUGGUAUUAAAUCCCUGCCAGCUGUUUGA